AUGGCUUCCAAGUCUUUCGCACGAACUCUUCGCGCUGCUUCCAAGCAAAAAGUCCCUUCGGGCACCUUCCAACGCAGCUUCUCCUCCGCACUGGCUGCUCGACCAGCUGUUGCUGCCCAGCCCAAAGCUGCGCUCGCUGCGCCCGUGCAACAGCAGUCUCGUGGCAUCAAGACCAUUGAUUUCGCCGGGACCAAGGAGACUGUCUAUGAACGUGAGGACUGGCCCAGAGAGAAGCUCCACGAAUACUUCAAGAACGAUACCCUUGCCCUCAUUGGCUACGGCUCCCAGGGCCACGGCCAGGGCUUGAAUCUCCGUGACAACGGUCUCAAUGUUAUCGUCGGUGUCCGAAAGAAUGGUGCUUCGUGGAAGGAGGCCGAGCAAGAUGGCUGGAUCCCCGGCAAGAACCUCUUCGAGGUCGACGAGGCUAUCUCCAAGGGUUCCAUUAUUAUGAACCUACUCAGUGAUGCCGCUCAAUCUGAGACCUGGCCUGCCAUCAAGCCGCAGCUCACCAAGGGAAAGACCCUCUACUUCUCCCACGGCUUCUCUCCCGUCUUCAAGAACCUGACCAAGGUCGACGUCCCCACAGAUAUCGAUGUCAUCCUGGUCGCUCCCAAAGGCUCUGGCCGGACCGUCCGCUCCCUGUUCCGUGAGGGCCGCGGCAUUAACUCAUCUGUCGCUGUUUUCCAGGACGUUACUGGCAAGGCCGAGGAGAAGGCUGUUGCGCUGGGUGUCGCCGUUGGCUCCGGUUACCUCUACAAGACCACCUUCGAGAAGGAGGUCUUCUCUGACCUCUACGGUGAGCGUGGCUGCCUGAUGGGCGGUAUCCACGGCAUGUUCCUCGCUCAGUACGAGGUUCUCCGCGAGCGCGGCCACUCCCCAUCUGAGGCCUUCAACGAGACUGUCGAGGAGGCUACUCAGUCGCUGUACCCUCUCAUUGGUGCCAACGGCAUGGACUGGAUGUAUGCUGCCUGCUCGACCACCGCCCGCCGCGGCGCCAUCGACUGGUCCAGCAAGUUCAAGGACACCCUCAAGCCUGUAUUCAAUGAGCUGUACGACAGCGUGAAGGAUGGCAGUGAGACUCAGCGCAGCUUGGACUACAACAGCCAGCCCAACUACCGUGAGCUGUACGAGAAGGAGAUGCAGGAGAUUCGUGACCUUGAGAUCUGGCGCGCGGGCAAAGCCGUCCGGUACGUUAUUCUUCACGCUUCAAUCGUUACGAGAACUAUGCUAACUUUGCCCACAGCUCCCUCCGCCCCGAGAACAACUAAAUAA
Molecule: messenger RNA, 1272 nt
Organism: Cyphellophora europaea CBS 101466
Lineage: Eukaryota; Fungi; Ascomycota; Eurotiomycetes; Chaetothyriales; Cyphellophoraceae
Product: ketol-acid reductoisomerase, mitochondrial
Exons: 4
Coding region: 1-1272 (423 amino acids)
Biological process (GO): L-valine biosynthetic process
Cellular component (GO): mitochondrion
Molecular function (GO): ketol-acid reductoisomerase activity
Source: RefSeq, a predicted model, not a curated record